AUGUUGCUUGGAACUGCUAUAGCUACAAUGUCAUGCGAAAUGCGAGAAGCAGUUAUUGUAGCCGACUUUUUCGAGCAAAUUCAAUUUUCCGAUUUUGCCAGACAAGUUUUAUUUUCCAACAAUUGUGAUCAUGUUAUUAAUAAUCCUUUGAUUAUACAACAUCAACAAAAACAACAACAAAGUGCAAUUACAAACAUUCCAAAUUAUAACCUCAAUCAAAAUUCACUAGCUUCUUUAACAAACAAUCAUCCUCAUCAAAAACAACAACAACAACCACCAAAUUCUUCUACAAUUCCUCCCCAAGCUCAAUCGCUACUUGUUGCUGCAACUCCACAAACAUCAUUAAAUGGUAUGUUGCUAAGUGGAAAUACUCCUGCUACUGCUGUUAAUAAUAAUAAUACACCAAUGAAUGUUUUGAAUGGAUUAAGUAAUUAUUUUGCUAAUGGAAUACAGCAACAACAACAUCAACAAAGUUUACAACAAACACAACAACAACAACCACAAACAUCUCUUCCAUUACAACAACAAACACAAACAGUCUUUCCUUUACCACAAUUACAACAACAAAUAAUAGAACAAACACAAAAACAAAGUUUCCAACAACAUCAAAGACAACAACUACAAAUGACUACUAAUAAUUUUGUUCAAAUGCAACAACAACAACAAAUUUAUUUUUCACAACAACAACAAAACACUCCAAUACAAUUUAUUAACAACAAUUCUUUCCCAACAUCUAUAAAUCCAACAACACUUCAGCAACAACAACAUUUUAGACAAAUACAAUUACAACAACAAUUACAUCAACAACAACAUUUUAAUCAACCAACAAUCGUCCCAUACCCAACUCAACAACAUCCACAGCCUUCACCUCAUCAACAACAACAACCAAACACUCCCCAGCUUUCCCAACCAACUUCUUUGCGUCAACCAACCCCUCAUAGUCAAACUAAUCCCGUCCGAACCCCUCAAAAUAGUGUUGUAUCCCCUGCAAGACCAAUCUCUCGUCAUCCAACACCUCAACAACUUGCUGGGACAAAUUGGCAACAAGCACAACUUGUACAAAAUCAAAACAAUAGUGUGCCCCCUCAAACACAGUUUGACCAGGCGUAUAUUUAUCAAACUAAAUUACUCGAUGCUUCUCCCCUCCAAAAGGAUCAGCAACCAUUUACGCCCACAUUUUUCUCUGGACCAAAUUCAGAUAAUUCCACAGGACAGUCACACCCAGCAAGUGCUCAGUCAGAAGAUUCGUCUCCUCCAAGCAUCGUUAAUAUUCAAUGA
Meloidogyne enterolobii is the source of this 1278-nucleotide messenger RNA. The record is from the annotation of a GenBank genome assembly. Lineage: Eukaryota; Metazoa; Nematoda; Chromadorea; Rhabditida; Meloidogynidae.